GCGCCACCCGCCGCCAUGAACGGCAAAGGACAAUAUCCCACUCAGCCGUCCUACCCUGUCCAGUCCCCUGCCAAUCCUGCUGUGUACCCACAGACCGUGCCCCUUCCACAGCCACCACCCUACACAGACUCCCCUCCUGCUUACUCUGAGCUUUACCGUCCCAGCUUCGUGCCUCUGGGGGCUGCCACUGUGCCCACCAUGUCCGCAGCCUACCCGGGGGCUUCGCUCUUCCUGCCCGUGGCGCAGUCGGUGCCUGUGGGGCCGCUUGGCUCCUCAGUGCCCAUGGCCUACUACCCCGUGGGGCCGGUGUAUCCCCCGGGCUCCACGGUCCUCGUCGAGGGUGGCUUUGAUGCUGGAGCAAGGUUUGGAGCUGGUGCAGCCCCCAGCAUCCCUCCCCCUCCUCCAGGCUGUGCCCCCAGCACUGCCCAGCUGGCUGUGAUGCAGGGAGCCAACGUCCUGGUGACGCAACGCAAGGGCAACUUCUUCCUGGGUGGCUCAGACGGUGGCUACACCAUCUGGUGAGGGAGGAAGGGGAAGGGGGAGAGGGGAGGAGGCUACUUUUGUGUAAGGAAAGACAUCACAUCCUGUCAGCACUUCUCACUGUAACUGCUUUAGUCCAUAUUAACCUGACCCGCAGAUGAGGCACGCAGGGGGGAGGCCUCUUCCUGCUUCGGUGCCCUGCAGGCACUUUCAAGGGAACCAGAACCCUGCUGAUGAAGGGAGGGGGCACUCAUUCAGGCAGUGAAUGUGAGCUCAGCAGCCCUGGCUCUGCCUCCCAUGGCCCUGCAGCAGCACCAGAGCCCUGAGCUUUCCUCCCCAGCUCCCUGUGUGCUGGCCCUGGGGUGGGUGAGGGAGCAGGUCCUGGCCAUGCCAGGCUGCUGGCUCCCAAGCCCCAACCACCCACUUCUCUCUGCCAGCCAAGUGGAGGUGCUGGGCAGACAAGCGAAGUAAACUUCACUCCCCAGCAGUGGGGAGGGCACCUUGGAGCUUCUUUCUUCCUGCCCUGGCUCUAGAAGGGACUCCUGGAAGCCCUGCGUGCUCCCAGCCGCCCCUCAUCACCCCCCCAUGAGGAGGGCAUGCAGCUGGCACCUCCCAUGGGGUUUGUUUUCUACACUCCAAGGAACCUUGGAUUUCUUUGCACAUUAGAUCUGAUCAAAGCCAUGCUUUGGUGCCAGCCACACAAUGCAGCUCAUGGUGGAACCUCUCAUUGGAUGCUAACCAGGCUUUGAGUGAUGCUCAAUAAACAAAACCUUUCUUUUGGGUUGGGUUUUUUUGUUUUGUUUUGUUUUGUUUUUGAUUUUUCCUGGUGUCCUGACACCAAAACCUCCUCCAGGCUGUGUUCAGACAGAGGCUGGUUCCCAUCUGCCAAGGCUGUGUAGCAGCUGUCAAUCAGCACCCAAAUGAGCUUUCCUUAGGGUUGUUUGCUGAAUGCUUCACUUUCAACACGAUUCGGGUUUGAAGGCUUGGUGUAGGGUUAAGAAGAACAUUUCAGGGAUCCUCAAUGUUUUGUUUUUUUUUUCUUUUGUUGUUUUAUGAACUAAAAAAAGAGAACAGAUUCCAAUCUAUUUUCUCUGGAGGUUUCAGUUUGAUCUAAAUCUGUGUCUUGUCUGUGUUGUGUUUAACCAUCAACUGACUGUUAGCCAAGUCCAGCAUCCUGUCUCUCUCUGUACACUGUGGUGCACUUAACUUGUGGAGUUUUUUUUUAUACU
Indicator indicator is the source of this 1709-nucleotide messenger RNA. RefSeq names its product DAZ associated protein 2 (gene DAZAP2). The record is from RefSeq and is a predicted model, not a curated record. Bases 16 to 522 code for a protein of 168 amino acids. The transcript has 4 exons. Lineage: Eukaryota; Metazoa; Chordata; Aves; Piciformes; Indicatoridae.